Molecule: messenger RNA, 1020 nt
Organism: Nerophis ophidion (straightnose pipefish)
Lineage: Eukaryota; Metazoa; Chordata; Actinopteri; Syngnathiformes; Syngnathidae
Product: alpha-2-HS-glycoprotein-like
Exons: 7
Coding region: 40-966 (308 amino acids)
Biological process (GO): negative regulation of endopeptidase activity
Cellular component (GO): blood microparticle; extracellular matrix; extracellular region
Molecular function (GO): cysteine-type endopeptidase inhibitor activity
Source: RefSeq, a predicted model, not a curated record
CCAGUUCUGCUCGGACCAGCCUUCUUCAUCGUCGUCAUCAUGUGGGCCCAUCUGCUCUUUGCUCUGCUGGCGUGCGUGCCGCUCCCCGGCCAGGCGGUGGCGCCUUCCGAGGACAUCACCUGCCACCACGACAGCGUUGCGGCCGCGGCGAACUUCGCCGUCCGUCACAUCGACGAGCACCACCAGCACGGCUACAAGUUCAAGCUCAGAGAGAUCAGAGAACACAACUACCAACAGACGGCUGACGGUUGCAACGUUGACCUUGAGUUGAUGCUCCAGGAGACCAAGUGCCACUUCACCGACCCCAAACCUGUUGAGAACUGUAUAGCGUUUGACAUAAGUCAACGGGGCGCGGUCGCCAACUGCAGGGUCAUGUUGAGCGUGCAGGCCAGCGGGACCACCGUCACCCGUCAUCAGUGUACCACUAAACAAACAUACUCCAAUGAAGAGAUGGUGAGGAUGUGUCCCGACUGCCCCAUGAUGCUGCCUCUCAACAACCCCAAUGCGGUGCAGGCAGUCCAGGAGGCGGUGCAGAAAUACAACCGGGAGUCCAACAACCAGCAUUAUUUUGCUCUGCUGGAAGUUGGACGUGUGCUGACUUCGUACAUCCCAUCCAGUGGCAUGAUGACCUUCCCCACGUUUGUCCUGGUUGAGACAAACUGUCCCAAAAACUCCAGGAUCGCCCCCGAGGCCUGCACACCUCGCUGCCCCCAUAGAGCUCAACACGCCGUGUGCUCAACAUCUUAUUCUGUGAACGGAGUCUCCCCACCAGAGUGUGAAUUGUUCCCAGCCAAAAACUCUACCCCCCUCGGGCCCGGCGAGGUGGAGCCCCAGUGCGGGCCGUCCUUUCACCACAGACAUGAGGCAGACACCUGCAGGUCUCAGAUGACCGACAACGAUCCAGCUCUCCACAACAUUUGUCCCUUCCCUCUCGCCGCACAGCUGCCACAUCAAGAGGCGGUUUAAACACCGCGCUGUUAUCAGCUCACACAUGUCAAGUCAAUAAAAAACCUAAACCUU